CUAGUUGCUAGCAGAGCCCGUCUAUGGACAUUCUCUGUUGCUAGUCUGCUGAUUUUAUCUCAUCAAAAUGGCGGACAUUGACGAACUGUUCGGGAGUGAAGGGGACAGUGACAAUAAUGAACAACGAGCAGUGGAUUCCGGCUCUGACUCGGGUUCUGAUUCAGAAGAUGAAAGACCCCAUUCUGCUAGUAACGCGUCUGGCAGCCAUAGCGAAAGAGAUGAAGAUGAUGAGGAAGUUCAGGAUGCAGGAAAGCCUAGCAACAAGGAGCUGUUUGGAGAUGACAGUGAGGAUGAGCCUGGUAGCCAGCACAGCCGCAGUGACAAUCAGUCUGAAAACUCAGGCAACCGGUCAGAUGCCAGCAUGCACUCAGAGCAGGACGAGAAUGACCAAUCAGAUGCUGAACAGCGCAGCGGGUCUGAGUGUGAUCUUCAGGAGGAAGAUGGAGUUAAUAGGUCAGAGGGGGCAAGUCCUAUCUCUGGAGCAGGGAGCCAUCAAUCAAGGAGGGAUAGUGCUCGGUCAGACAGAAGUGUGCAUAGUGACCCUGGAACUCCCCAAUCAGGACCUGGUACUCCUCAUUCAGAGGGUGAGGGCUCAGGCAGGGAGAACCAGUCAGAGGAUGAGAAGUGGGGGGCCAAGAGUGACCAGUCGGAGGAUGAGGAAGAGAAGCGACAGCAGAAUUCUGAUGAGGAGAGAGAGAUCUCUGAUGAGGGUCACCGGAGGUCACCCAAGUCAGGGUCUGCAAAGGGUAGUGAUAGCGAAGAUGAUUUUAUCAGACAGAAAACCAAGAAGAAGGCUGCAUCCAAUUCAGAUUCUGACAGUGAUGUUGGAUCAAAGACAGGAAAGAAGCCAGCAGCAGAUGACCUGUUUGGAGAGGCAGAUGACAUCUCAUCAGACAGUGAUGCAGAGAAGCCCCCUACUCCUGGACAACCCCUGGACAUCGAGGAAGGUAUGGACGGAGAGCAGGCUGAGGAGGAGCCGGUCCCAGAGACUCGUAUUGAAGUGGAGAUCCCGAAAGUUAGCACAGAUCUAGGAUCAGACCUGUACUUUGUCAAACUGCCUAACUUCCUGUCUGUGGAGCCUAGACCCUUUGACCCACAGUAUUAUGAGGAUGAGUUUGAGGAUGAAGAGAUGUUGGAUGAAGAGGGUCGGACUAGACUCAAGCUGAAGGUGGAGAAUACUAUUCGAUGGAGAGCGAAGAGGGAUGAGGAGGGGAAUGAGACACGCGAAAGCAACGCUCGCAUCGUCAAGUGGUCUGAUGGCAGCAUGUCACUCCACCUAGGGAAUGAAGUGUUUGACGUUUACAAGGCCCCUCUACAGGGAGACCACAACCAUCUAUUUAUCAGACAGGGCACUGGAUUACAGGGGCAGGCUGUGUUCAAGACCAAACUCACCUUCAGGCCCCACUCCACAGACAGUGCCACCCAUAGAAAAAUGACUCUGUCUCUGGCUGACCGUUGCUCCAAAACUCAGAAAAUCAGGAUCCUGCCCAUGGCUGGACGUGACCCGGAGUCCCAACGAAAUGAGAUGAUCAAGAAGGAGGAAGAACGCCUACGUGCGUCUAUUCGCAGGGAGUCCCAGCAGAGAAGGAUGAGGGAGAAACAGCAUCAGAGGGGGCUGAGUGCUGGAUACUUAGAGCCUGAUCGCUAUGAUGAUGACGAGGAGGGAGAGGAGGCCAUCAGCCUAGCAGCCAUCAAGAGCAAAUAUAAGGGAGGGGGUGGCCUUAGGGAGGAGCGAGCAAGGAUUUAUUCGUCUGACAGUGAUGAGGGCUCAGAUGAUGACAAGGCCCAAAGGCUUCUGAAGGCCAAGAAGCUGGACAGUGACGAGGAAGGAGAGAGCUCAGGAAAGAGGAAGAUUGAGGAUGAUGAGGAAACUGCCACCAAGAAGGCCAAGAAGUAUGUAAUCAGCGAUGAAGAGGAGGAAGAGGAAGAUGAUGAAUGAAUGUUAAUUUUUUUACAUAUUGCUACUGUGCUGUCUAUUCGGGCUGUAUACGCUGCAGUUUUGGGAUAUUUUCCAUGGAUGACCCUAGUGCCUGUGUGUUUGUAGCUAUGUGCAACUGAGGUAGGAAAUAAAGAGUAACCAAAAUGUA
Molecule: messenger RNA, 2087 nt
Organism: Hypomesus transpacificus
Lineage: Eukaryota; Metazoa; Chordata; Actinopteri; Osmeriformes; Osmeridae
Gene: leo1
Product: LEO1 homolog, Paf1/RNA polymerase II complex component
Exons: 14
Coding region: 68-1939 (623 amino acids)
Biological process (GO): positive regulation of transcription elongation by RNA polymerase II; transcription elongation by RNA polymerase II
Cellular component (GO): Cdc73/Paf1 complex; nucleus
Molecular function (GO): RNA polymerase II C-terminal domain phosphoserine binding
Source: RefSeq, a predicted model, not a curated record